UGUGAUUGCACACUACAUUAACCAUGACUCAUUAUUUCAUGCUGCUUCAUUCUUAUUAUUCAUCUCUCAUUUCUUUACAGGUACUCUUUUGGUUGGGAGUCUCAGCUCCUUGAGACAGGUUUCCUUGCUAUUUUCAUGUGUCCUGUAUUCAAGCUACAGAAAGUUCCUCGCCACACCCCYACCCCCUGGGUAGUAAUUUAUGGCUACAGAUGGUUAAUCUUCAGGAUUAUGCUGGGAGCUGGAUUGAUAAAGAUAAGGGGAGACAAAUGUUGGAGAGAUCUGACUUGUAUGAAUUACCAUUAUGAGACGCAGCCUGUUCCAAAUCCGAUAAGCUAUUAUCUGCAUCAGUCGCCUGAAAUCUUCCACAAGUUUGAAACUCUCAGUAACCAUUUUGUUGAACUGGCUGCACCAUUCCUUCUCUUUCUUCCUCGUCCRUUCAGAAUCACUGGAGGGAUYAUUCAGAUUGCAUUUCAGGUCAUCUUGAUCAUUAGUGGUAACCUUAGUUUUCUCAAUUGGCUUACAAUCCUGCCAAGCAUAAUGUGCCUGGAUGAUGCAAGCCUUGCUUUCUUGUUCAGUAAUUCAUCAUCAGCAAAAACUGAGGUGGUUAAGAUACAACAAGCUAACAAAACAGGAAAUGCACCAAAAGCAUCUUGGGGUCUGUGUAUCCGUCGAGUGUUUGAAAUUAUGCUUGGAAUUGGCCUUGCAUAUCUUAGUAUUCCUGUUGUACAGAACCUCAUGUCAUCAAGACAAGCAAUGAAUACUUCAUUUGAUUCAUUUAGGAUUGUCAAUACAUAUGGUGCUUUUGGAAGUAUAACAAAGAAAAGAACGGAGGUGAUAUUCCAGGGAACGUCCAACACUACCAUCAUACCAGAUGAAGAUGGUGGGAUAUGGCAGGAAUAUCAAUUCAAUUGUAAACCAGGGAAUACUAAGCGCAGACCAUGUUUGAUAUCACCCUACCAUUACAGACUGGACUGGCUCAUGUGGUUUGCUGCUUUCCAGAACUAUCAGUAUAAUCCUUGGUUAAUCCACCUUGCUGCAAAGCUAUUGGCCAAUGAUGAACAGGCUACAUCACUGAUUGCAUUCAACCCUUUCUACAAUAAAACAGCUCCAAGGUUUGUCCGUGGAGAACACUAUUUGUAUAAAUUCACCAAGAUCAACAGCGUCAAGGCAGCUCAAGGCCACUGGUGGACAAGAAAACGCAUUGGGGUCUAUUUUCCAGCUGUAUCAUUAAGAGAACUUAAAGAGUUUUUGUUACACCAACGUUGGAAAAUACCAAAAGUUGCCAAGAGAAAASUAUAAAGUGUUGUCAGUACUUUAUGAGCAAGACCAGUUUUAUCUCAACAUGAAGUAAGGGAGCCCAGGCUCAGAAAGGAAAACCAUUCUUGAUUGUUUGAAAAGAUUUUAUUAUUUAGUAUGAUAACAAGGACUAGAGAAAUUAACGUGAAACUAACCAUCGAAUCACGUGAUCCAGCAUCCUUUCCAUGUUAUAUGGAUGAGCAAUCUCUGCUGGUUACAUUAAAAACUACAUCUCGGUGAAUCGUGUCAUGCAUUGGAGAAUAAUAUGUGGCAAAUAAAUGUUGGUAUUUGUGUU
This is a messenger RNA of Exaiptasia diaphana, 1591 nucleotides long. RefSeq names its product lipase maturation factor 1. Gene Ontology annotation, biological process: protein maturation. The transcript is spliced from 9 exons. Gene Ontology annotation, cellular component: endoplasmic reticulum membrane. NCBI's taxonomy places the organism in Eukaryota, Metazoa, Cnidaria, Anthozoa, Actiniaria, Aiptasiidae. Bases 136 to 1299 code for a protein of 387 amino acids. The record is from RefSeq and is a predicted model, not a curated record.